Molecule: messenger RNA, 2637 nt
Organism: Ipomoea nil (Japanese morning glory)
Lineage: Eukaryota; Viridiplantae; Streptophyta; Magnoliopsida; Solanales; Convolvulaceae
Product: multisubstrate pseudouridine synthase 7
Exons: 20
Coding region: 4-2217 (737 amino acids)
Biological process (GO): pseudouridine synthesis
Cellular component (GO): nucleus
Molecular function (GO): RNA binding; pseudouridine synthase activity
Source: RefSeq, a predicted model, not a curated record
CUAAUGCUGAAAGUCUUAUGCCGUAGACUGACGCGAAUUCAGCAGAUUGUAAAACCCUGCAAAAGAAACCGCUUGUCAGCCCUAAAACCCUACAACUACUCUUCUCCAUCAGCAGCAUUCUCAGCAGAAGCCAUGAAUCCUAUGGACGAGUCGGAUGUAGGUAUUUCCUGCUACAUUUCUCACCUUCCUGGCUUCCGCGGAAUCCUCAAACAAAGGUAUUCGGACUUCAUUGUAAAUGAAGUUGAUUUGGAUGGCAAUGUUGUUCAUUUAACUUCAUUGGAUGCUCCACUUGAGAUCCUUGAAGAAAAGGAGGUAAAGGUAACUGAUCAGCCUGAUAAAAGUUAUGCAACUGAAGUAGAAUCUUUCAGAUCUCUUGCUGGAGAUUCUGAUGCUGACAAGCUUAAAGAUUUUAUAGACAAAAUUAGUUCCGGUGUUGAUGUCAGUGAUGAAUACAUAACUCUUUCACCAAGCUCUAAUAAAUCCCAUCGAACGGAUAUUCAUAAUUUUUUCAAGGAAAAGUUGAAAUUGCUUGUUACGGACACUGUUGAUGGACCAGAGGACUCCUCAAAGUGUGUUCGUGUUAGAUUGAAUGUUGGCAGAAAUAGUGGAAGGGGUAGAAACUCCAGGAAAAGGAAAGAUCGUGGUGAUAAACCCUAUGAUAGUAGAGGUUCAGAUCAUUGGCCACAAGAUCUUGGCAAGUUUCUGAGAUUUCAUCUUUACAAGGAGAACAAGGAUACUCAGGAGGCUCUGGGUCUUAUUUCCAAGAUGCUUGGCGUUCAGCCUAGGUCCUUUGGAUUUGCUGGUACGAAAGAUAAGCGCUCCAUUUCAACUCAAAGGGUGACUGUUUUCAAGCAACGGGCAAACAAAUUGGCAGCUCUCAAUGAAAGGUUGAUUGGACUCAAAGUUGGUGACUUCUGCCAUGUUAACGAAGGGCUUCAGCUUGGGCAGCUUUUUGGGAACCAAUUCACAAUAACAUUGAGGGGGGUUGUUGCAGAAUCUGAUGAUAUUAUAAAAGCCUCUGUUAUUUCACUGGGAAAGAAUGGUUUUAUUAAUUACUUUGGUCUGCAGCGAUUUGGAAGCAGUUCAGUGCCAACACAUCUCAUUGGAGCUACACUACUGCGUGGAGAGUGGAAAGCAGCUGUCAACAUGAUUCUUGAUCCAAGAGAAGGGGAGAAGAAUGUCAUAAGCAGAGUAAGGGAAUAUUACAAGGAGAGUGGUGAUAUUGAUGGGACUUUGAGGCAAUUACCUCGCCAUUUGGUAGCUGAAAGGGCUAUUUUGCAAUGCUUAAAGAAAAACCAACAGAACUACUUGCAAGCUCUUAAGGGUAUACCUAGGACCCUUCGAAUGAUGUAUGUACAUAGUUAUCAAAGUUAUCUAUGGAACCAUGCAGCGAGCUUCAGAGUGCAAAAGCAUGGAUUUGACCAAGUUGUAGUGGGAGAUUUGGUGUAUUGCAAAGAACCAUGUACUGAGAAGGAAACUUAUCUGGAAUGUGAAGAUGGUAGUGGCAAUGACACAAAUGAUAGCAUUAAUCCGGAUGAGAUUUCUGAAACUGAUGUUCCUGAAGAAAGAAAUAUUUCAGUUAAGGCUGUAAAUGAAGAAGAUAUAAGAUCUGGAACUUAUACAAUUGAUGAUGUUGUCCUUCCAUUGCCAGGGUCAAGAGUAAUUUAUCCAUCUAAUGACAUUGCAAAAAUAUACCAUGACUUAGCGGAAAAGGAUGGUGUCAAAUUGACAGAGAGCAUGCAUAAUGUCAAGGAGUUUUCAAUAACCAAUAUGACUGGUAGUUACAGACGUGUUUUCCAAAAGCCAAAGGACUUUGAAUGGGAAUUGAUUGCGUAUUGUGAUGGUACACAAUCUCUUGCGGAAACAGAUUGGGACAUUAUUUCCAAGUCAGUAACGGGUAGCCAGGUCAGAGAUUCGGGAUCAGCAAAAGACAAGGAUGAUGAACUUUCAAUUGGUAUUAGGACCGAGUCAAAGAACAUUGAAGCUGAGAACAAUAAUGAUCAGGAACUAGGUCCAGAACCUGAACGCAUGGAUGAAGUUAAGAUCAAAACAGUGUCACAACCAGAGGAAUCUUUGGAUGGUUCUAGAGCUCAGGAAAACCAAAUGGCUCUCAAAAUGACUUUUACUCUGCCUGCAUCUUGCUAUGCAACUAUGGCUGUGAGGGAGCUGCUGAAAACAUCUACUUCUGUUGCAUUUCACAAGUCCUUAAACGAGUAACCAAAUGCACAUACUUCUGCAAAACCAUUGGCUUUAAGAUGUUCUACAUCCGUUUUUUGGCUAUCAGGUGACAAAGGUAUUGUAUCUCUACUUUCCUAGAUACACAUUGUCAGAGAGAACUAACACUUGGAAAAGGUGCGACAACAAAGAUGGCUUGUCCUUAAGGGCUAAUGGUAGUGAUGUUUCUUGAUAUCAUGUAUCUUUUGAUUUUUAUGCUAAUACAUAUUCUAGAAAAAGAUGGCCUGUCCUUGAUUGUCAUGAGUAGUCCAUAGUUGCACUAUUGCUCUUAUCUCUGUAUUUUCACAUCUGCAUACACAGCGCAAGUGAGGUAUGUUUUGCCUUCAAAUGGUAAAAAAAAAUACUUUUAACAUUAAAACGUUGAUCGGCAUUUUGAAUAAUUUAUGGAGAAAGAUAUGCCAA